Molecule: messenger RNA, 288 nt
Organism: Meloidogyne enterolobii
Lineage: Eukaryota; Metazoa; Nematoda; Chromadorea; Rhabditida; Meloidogynidae
Source: the annotation of a GenBank genome assembly
UUUUUAAUUGAAGAAUGUGGUUAUAAUUUUGGAAAAUCAUUUAAAAGUGUUGAGUCAAUUAAUUAUGGUAUAGGCUUUGAAAUGGGGAAAUUAAAGGCUUGGGGUAGUUGUGAAGUAAUUCAGAAAGUUGAGGAAUUGGAUAUUAAAUUGGAUGCUUUAUGGCAAGCAAUGGUUUAUUGUUUUUUGAAGGAAAACGGAAAAAAGGUGAAAUUAGAAAUAGAAAAAUUAAUUUUAAUUCAAAAAAAUUUUCCUCAAUUUAAACAAAUGUCUGUGAGAGUAUGUGGGUAA